AUGAGCUGUGGCGAUGGCUUCAACGUGCCGGUGUCGGUCAUUCCCAGCGGGGGGUCGAACUGCAACAGCACGACGUGCCGGACGAACAUCAAUGCGCGGUGCCCCACGGAGUUGCAGAUGCUGGCGUCGGACGAGAGCGUGGUGGGGUGCAAGAGCGCAUGCUUAGCCUUCGACACGGACGAGUAUUGCUGCAGGGGUCAGUACGGUAUCCUGGACACAUGGAAGCCCACCAGCUACUCCAAGAUGUUCAAGGAUGCGUGUCCUCAAGCUUAUAGUUAUGCUUAUGAGGACAAGAGUAGCACCUUCACCUGCGUGGGGGCUAAUUACGAUAUCACCUACUGCCCUUGA
Messenger RNA from Musa acuminata AAA Group (dessert banana), 348 nucleotides. RefSeq names its product thaumatin-like protein 1. The transcript has a single exon. NCBI's taxonomy places the organism in Eukaryota, Viridiplantae, Streptophyta, Magnoliopsida, Zingiberales, Musaceae. Bases 1 to 348 code for a protein of 115 amino acids. The record is from RefSeq and is a predicted model, not a curated record. Gene Ontology annotation, biological process: defense response. Gene Ontology annotation, cellular component: extracellular region.